AAGCUCAAGACAUGACUUUGAAUGCCGCUCAAGACUUCUUAAGCUUGUUUUACCAAUUGCGUUCUUAAAAGAAAAUUUAACUGCCAAUUUCCUUUUUAAGUUGCUUCUAAUCACUCGUCAAGUAAUGGAUCUGUGCUGUGUAUCUCAAGCUGUUAUCAUUUUCUUACUUCUUCAUAUGUUGUGCGGAACUGUUGCUAGGGUUGGCAAAAGUCACGAGAUCGAUUCCUAAACGAGGACUGGACCUUUUCUCUUUUUUUUUUUUUUUACCGUUAUUUUUUCCUUUCAAACUAUUUUCAAUGGAUUAGAAUGUGAACUUACAGAAAGUACUUCUUUUCUUAUUUGUUUUUGUUCUCCACUAAACUAUAGAAAUUUAUUUGUAUAUCCCAUGCUGUUAGAGGCCGCUUUUCGUCAAUUUGUCAAUUCACAAUUGAUUUGAAUGCAAGCUCUGUUUUUCAACAUCACGCCUUUUGUUUCAAAUUUAUAGCACGUUUCCUCAAAGCACGCUGUUUUUGCACUUGUCCGGUUAUGGAAACACGGCGAUACCAGAUUAGCGUUUUUUUUUCCGCGAAGUGCAAGAAAAUAAAUGAUACAGUGUUACAUUUUUUGAAAAUUGAUCAGUGUCUUCGCUGUCUUCUAGCGUGACAAAGCAAUUCAGCUCAGCACAUGACAUUACCCCGUUUUUAUAUAUUUUUUUUAGUUGUUGUUGUAAUUUUUGACAGCGAUGAUCGUAAUUUAAAAUAAGGCAAAGCCGUGAGAUUGAAACAUCUCCUAAUUUAAAUAGAAAGUACAACAAUCAAAUGACCUGUCACCCUAGGAAGCCAAAAUCCAAUCAAGUAUUUUGUUUUUGAUGGUAUGAAGACGGAUGUCAACGAUUCGUAAAAGCCGUAAUCUGCCGAAAGAAUCAGCACCUACCUGGGUCUGUUGCUUGAGUGCAGAAACAACAGUUACGAAAACAAACAUAAAUGGCUUCGUUCUGGCCUUUUGCCGUAUUUUUUGUGAUGCUGCUUCUCCACGCAAAUAACGCAAAAGAGCCUCAGACGGUGGUUCUAGUUUCCAUGGAUGGAAUGCCGUGGAACUUGAUCAGCGGAGCAUUCGCCAACACUUCAAACCUCGACAGAGUUGCAAAAAGUGGAGUGAAAGCCAAGUACAUCAAAACAGUCGUUCCCGGGAAAACUUGGCCAACGCAUCAAUCUUUUUUCACUGGUUUGUACCCUGAAAGCCAAGGAAUCGUUUCUAACACCUUUUGGGAUCCAGUGUUUAAAGAACAGUUUAUCUAUGAGUACGACUGCAGCAAUUUCGAUCCGAAAUUCUACACCGAGGCGGAACCAAUAUGGCUGACCCUGCAGCGAUCGAAGGUAAACAAGGGUCGAAGUGGAGUCUACUUUUGGCCUGGAUUUGGCGGUUAUAAAGAAAUGCCGAGCUUCUACAGAAAGCCAAUUUGUAAACUGAAUUGCUCUGCUUUGACUGGAAAAGAACUACUAAGCUUACGUAACAAAACCCGAGCGAAAUUCCCUCCAUACGAACACUGCUACCCCGAUUUCUUCAACGAAACGGAGAAAUAUUCGCGCCGAGUUGACCGUGUCAUCGGCUGGUUAAAAUCGGAGGACCCACCGCGUUUUGUGGCGCUGUACAUCGAUGCACCCGAUUGGAAGGGUCAUACGGACGGAGCGCUUUCCAAGGCGUACAAGGACUCCAUUGAAGAGGUUGACAAAGGUGCUGUUGGACAUCUCUUGGAUAAGCUCAAGGAAGAAUCUCUCAUCGACAAGGUGAACUUGAUUUUCGUCAGUGAUCAUAACAUGGUGAAUACUUCAUCAGAGCGGGUGAUCCUCUUGGACAAGUACAUCGAUCCGUCGACUUAUUGGCUUAUCGAGAGUGGAACAAUAGGUCACAUAUGGCCAAACGAAGGAAAAUUAGAGGAGAUUUACACUAAUUUGACGAAAGACAACUAUCCCCAUCUGAAAGUGUACAAAAAGGACGAUAUUCCCGAGGAGUAUCACUGGAAGCACAACAAACGGAUUCCGCCCAUUUAUGUACAACCGGAUGUUGGCUGGGUUUUGGACAAAUCGAAUGCUACAGCCCGCCACGGUGAUUGGGUAAGAGGAAAUCACGGAUGGCCACCGCAAAAAUCCAAGACAUACUCCAUUCUGUACGCGCAGGGACCCGCCUUCAAAGUGGGCUACGAAAUAGAGCCCUUUUCUAUCCUGGAUCUCUAUCCCCUGAUGUGUGAUCUCUUAGGAAUUGAACCUCGCCCGAAUAACGGUUCCAUGGAUAUUGUGAAGAAGAUGCUUAAAGAAGUAAGGGCUGCUUCAGCCAGUCCCCCAGUGGGUCAGCUAGGCGCGGUCACCAAGUCCAUCGGACUGUUGCUUUGUGUGAUCGUUUGGUCGACAAUCUUUGGGUUUUAGUAAUUGUUUCGUCUGUAGAGAGUAAUUUGUUACUCAAAAACUUAACAUGCCGUUUUUGUUAUUGUUCUUGUGAGUACAAAUAGGAAUUCAUAAUUUUAUUACAUUACUCGUUUCCCUUUCUACGUGAUAUCUGAAGGAGAAUUUCAAAGUUGAUUGAAUAUUUUAAAGGAAAGGUUUUUUGUUACCGUGACAGUUCGUGUUUAGUCUUAUCGUGACUGACACAAAAUCACGCAAUAUUUUACUCUUAGCGUGACUCCCUUACGACCGAGUGACUAUUUGCUGACAUCACUUCACAGAAUAGUUCCCAGACUCUAACAGGAGGAACAUAAAGGGACUAGGUUAAUCCAAGAUUGUUUUGCGUAUGAUAAUUUCUUGUAUUGAAACAAAAACAAGAGUAACUUGCCGUGUAUAAUGCACUAAGCCAGCAUAGUAAAGUUGGUCUGUGUGCUCAGUUGAGAUACGACCUAAUAACUUUUUUAAGCUCUCACAGGAAGAUAAACUAGUGUGGAUUAAAAACUGAGGUCUAACGUCGGA
Stylophora pistillata is the source of this 2936-nucleotide messenger RNA. RefSeq names its product ectonucleotide pyrophosphatase/phosphodiesterase family member 5. The record is from RefSeq and is a predicted model, not a curated record. Lineage: Eukaryota; Metazoa; Cnidaria; Anthozoa; Scleractinia; Pocilloporidae.